Molecule: messenger RNA, 21624 nt
Organism: Podarcis lilfordi (Lilford's wall lizard)
Lineage: Eukaryota; Metazoa; Chordata; Lepidosauria; Squamata; Lacertidae
Source: the annotation of a GenBank genome assembly
AUGGGUAAGUUUCUACCAGUCAGAAACAUUAUUUGUUAGGAAAGAAAUGUAAGAUCAGAGAGAAGCACAAUAGAAUUGCAUAUAAAAUCAAACUUAGUAGCAGAGUUCAAACCGCUGCCAGGGUUGUUCUGUUUUUAACAUAAGCUUCAUCCGUAAACAUUGACAAAUGAUAGUGCUCAAAUUCACUUUGUGUAAAUAUCUACCUCCUGAUUGACUUACAGAGCAGGCUGGGCAAGUUUCUUUUUGAUCAGUUGGCAACCUCGUCUUUAACAACGCUAGGCCAGCCAGUCUGCCUUUGGUCUUCAACCCCAGAUACAUACAUUCAACCUGGCAUUGCUUUGUAUUUUUCUCUGCCUGGUGGGCAUGACUGGUACCAAAUUGUGUGGGAAACCGCCCUGCUAGAAAAGUUAACCAACAAAAUUAAAUUAGCACAGGCACAAGCAAAAGAGGAUGCCUUCACACCAGUGUGGCUCCCCUUUAUCACAUAUACAGCUCAACAGGACAAUGACCUGACCCCUCCAACAGCGUACAAAUCGAUAUGGCUAAUCUGACCCAAUCCCCCACCCCACCCCACCGUUUCACACAUACAAACAAACCAGACUGCAACCAACUGAAUGUACCAACCAUGUACCGACCCUCUAAUCUCUUGCACUGCCAACAAGAACGAACGAACGAACGAACAAAUGAAUGAAUGAAUGAAUGAAUAAAUAAAUAAAUAAAUAAAGGACCUACUCACGUGACCCUGACACAGAAACCCUGCACAAACACUAUGCAAUAGAAUGAAAGAUCAGUAUCUCCCCUUCUUUCUCCCUUGCUCUCUCUCCCUGCCUCUCCCCCCCCCCCCCCGGUCGCAUAUGAUGUCUGCAACAGCAGUAUCUCACACAGAAUGGAACUGAACUGUGAAAAAAGACUAUGAAUUGAAAACAGAGAUGCUAAAUGUACCUUUGCUAUACAAGAAAAUCUGUAAUAAAAAUUAAAUUAAAAAAAGAAGAAAACUGGCAAGCAGGUGCUCAUACGAGUAUUUAAAGCCCUAAAUGACCUGGGCGCUAGAUACCUGAAAGAUGGCCUCCUUCCCCACAUUCUCCCUGGGGGAUCAGAUCCUCUGAGGUGCCCUUGGGCAGUUUGGGAGAGGGCAGUCUCCAUGCCAGCUCCUGGGUUGUGCAAUUCUCUCCCCACAGAAGUGUGUCUAGUGAUGUUAAAUUCUCGAGAAUAUUCUCAAUUAAUGAGAAUAUUAGAGAAUUUUCAGUUAAAAUAGGAGAAUAUUCAUUUUAAUGCAUUGAAAAUGAUAUAAUUAGUUAAUAUACAUGUUUAUUCAUGGGUGAACUUUUUCAGAUGGAAACAAAAAACUGUAAAGAUAUGUUUAUUUGAUGGGGCAAUGCCGGGAAUUCCAUUCUUUGAUUUUUUGCACCAAACUUGAAAUUGAAAAUUCAACACGAAUGACUCACGUUAAUCACUAAGCCUGCCAUUUACCAUAUAUUUACCAUCGACUUGAAUUCUUAUUAUGUUGUGUGUGUAUGACUUUUAAAGUAAAAGGAAUACAGUAUAAAAAAUCUCAGGUCUGCUACAUGAGUACGUUCUUUAAUAAGCAUAUCUACAUACAGAAAUGUCAACCUUUUAAAUCAAGGCCACCUCACAUGCUGUUACACAUAAUUUUAUAGGCCUAGGUACUUUAAGUGUAUAAAGCAGGUACUGUAUAGGCCCUCCAGAUGUUUGGGACUACAAUUCCCAUCAUCCCUAGCUAAUGAUGGGAUGAUGGGAAUUGUAGUCCCAAACAUCUGGAGGGCUGGAGUUUGCCUAUGCCUGGUAUAAUGCAUUAAAGCUACUUUCUGAAAAGAAAAAAAAAACAAAACCCAUCCCACACUGUAUGGCCAAGGGUAUAGAAUUGCUAAGAAUAAGGUCACACCAAAAUAGAAAAAAGGCUAUUACAUAUGGUUGACAUACAUAGGAAUUCAAAUGUUCAUCAAAUUAAAUGAAUAGCAUGUAUAAAACUAAAAAAAUGUUUUCUGUAGCUCACAUUUCAGAACUGCCAAUGGUGAAUGACACAAUGCCCAGUAAUGUAACUGGAUAAAAAACCCCAUUAUUCAUUACUUACACUGGCAAUAUCACAGCUUGACUUAUUAUUUACUAGAUUUUUUAAGUGUGUGUUGUAAAACUAGUUCUUUCCUUAGAAUUUACAGUUUGGAGAAUAUUUUCUGGAGAACUUUCUAGGACAAAAUAUUCUCGAAUAUUCUCAUUCACAAGAAUAUUCUCAUUCACGAGAAUAGUCUCACAUCACUAAGCGCGUCUGGCACCGUUCUUAGUGUGUCCUUCCUAUUUCUCUCACCUUGGUCUUUGACAACUGAAUGUGUGUUUUCAGGAACCCUGUGACUUACAGUUUUGAACUGUUUUUAAUAUUGAAUUUUAAUUAGUUGGUAAACGGAUCCUGGGAUCUAACGGAGAAGGGCAGGAAAUAACAUUGAGUAAACAAUAAUAAUCUUACCCACAGCACCAGCCUGUUUUGCACCAGCCUACCUGCCUGAACUGAUCACCUUCAUGUUGUUCCUUAAAGGCUUGAUCUUUUGGGCAUAGUUAUCCAUUCCAUGAAUACUUUUGGUGAUGUGAUGCAACUAGGGGCAAAUUAUCAUUGAAUUUUCUGUGCCUGGCUACCUGGCCCCAGGGUGCAGACUUCUUUAAAUGUCUAACUCCACAAAGGCGUCUCGCCCCAACACCCGCCUGCUAUAGUAGCAUAAUGUUUGUGAUACUUAUAAACUGGCAGUAGGUGGUGCUGCUAGUGCUGAUUACAUAACAGCAUAAUGUAGCAAACAGGGGGACUGUUCUUGAAAAGGCCCUUGCCUUCUCUGUGGUAGACAGGAAGAAGCCAUUCUAGUUCCUUGGAAGGAGAUGAUGUUUACUUUACAUUAGAGUGGUAAUGAGUUUUUCAUGGGAGAUAUUCAAGCAAAAUCUCCUAACUCUUAAUUUGCUUGCAGAAAUUCAAAUGCAUAUUCUCGUAAUUUGAUUUCUACCCCAACAUCAGCAGUUAAGCGUGCUGUGGGGCUAGAAUAUUUUAGGAAGAAGCAAGGAGCCAGCAAGUUGAUACUUAAAACAUUAUUUUAAAACACAUUACAGUGGUACCUUGGUUUACGAACUUAAUCCUGUCCAGAAGUCCGUUCUUAAACCAAAGUGUUCUUAAACCAAGGUGUGCUUUCCCAUAGCAGCGGAGGACUCAAUUUCCAAAUGGAACACACUCAACAGGAAGCGAAAUAUGUUCUUAUUCUAAGACAAAGUUCACAAACCAAAAUACCUACUUCCGGGUUUGCAGCGUUCUUAAUCCAAGUUGUUCAUAGACUAAGUUGUUCUUAAACCAAGGUACCACUGUACUUAAAAAAAAAAAUAUACCUCAAAGCCAUAAUUUCAGAAUUCUAAAGAAUUUUUAAUCUGAAAUGUAUUAAAUUUCUAAUCUGUUACCUUGUUUCAGCUCUGCACUGUAUAAGUAAGCAACUACAGAGAGGAGACAAGGACAGAUUGCUUGCAUAAGAGGAUCUUCAGUUAAGAAAGAACAGUCGACCAAAGUGUGGUAGGCAACUUUUUUAAAGUCUUGGUUGUUGUAAUGUGGGUUACAAAUUAGCAGAAUGGACCUACUGGUCUCUGUGAGGCUCUGCUUCAAGCCAGUGGACUCCUUGCCUCUACUUUCAACAGGAGGGAGGUGAGCUCUCAAAUUCUUUUUAGCCUAACUAAGGGACACUUGGUCAGGAAAUCUGAUUACCAUCUGCUAGCCCAUCAAUAAUGGAGCUUAGUAAAACAGCUUCGCUCCAUCUGAUUACUUGGUCUAGGAAUCACACAGCAGCCGCCCACCAUUCUGAGUGACCCAGGCUGGCAGAUGAUGUGCAAGGAGGGGCCUGGGCUGAGGCUCCAGAAGGGGCCAGAAUUUGCACUCCCAACUUCUACCUUGUUAGUUCUCAUUUCUGUAACUCGGUUUUUCCAUGGCUCUUUGUUUAUUCCUUCCAAAAUAAGCUACAACGUGUGCAUUUUCGCUGUGCCUUAACACUUGGGGUAUCCUAGAAGGUUUUGUUCGGGUUUUAAAUGCUGAUGUUUCGUUUUGCGCUGAACCAGCAUGAAUGAUUUUUGCCACCAAAAAUGAAGAACUUCCUCCUGGCAGAGAUCCUACUGGAAAGGUUUAACACGUCAUCUUAAUGGUUCAUACUUAGACAAAAUAGAUGCCAUCAUAAGUUAACAGUGAAUAUUAUCAUAUUAACAUAAAAUGUGAAGAUUCAGAUCUGAACGUCAAAUCUGCAAAAUGGAGUUUCACUUCCAACCCGGCAAAAGCACUAUUUAAAAUGCAUGUAACCAUUUAAAUCAGCCUUUCUCAACCUGUGGGUCCCCUGUGGGUCUCAUCACCCCUAGCUAGCAAGGCCAGAGCUCAGGGAUGAUGGGAGUUGUAGUCCAACAACAUCUGGGGACCCACAGGUUGAGAACUGCUGAUUUAAAUGUUCUCAUGCGUCAUCCCCAAACCAGCACACAACUUUGUGCAUGUGUGUGGGCUUCGGCCAGAUUGGAUGGCUUUAAAAAAGGAUUGGACAAAUUGAUGAAGGAUAAGGGCAUCAAUUCCUGCCAACCUAGCAGUUCCAAAGCACGUCAAAGUGCAAGUAGAUAAAUAGGUACCGCUCUGGCGGGAAGGUAAAUGGCGUUUCCGUGCGCUGCUCUGGUUCGCCAGAAGCGGCUUAGUCAUGCUGGCCACAUGACCCAGAAGCUGUACGCCGGCUCCCUCGGCCAAUAAAGCGAGAUGAGCGCCGCAACCCCAGAGUCGGCUACGACUGGACCUAAUGGUCGGGGUCCCUUUACCUUUACCUUAAGGACAUCAAUUGGUACUAGCCAAGAUGUGCAUGCUCUGCUUCCACUGUCGGGGGGCAGUAAUGCUUCUGAACACCAGUUGCUGGAAACCACGCGGCAGGAGGUAAGGCAGAGUGCCCUUGCGCUUGGGUCCCUCCUGCGGAUUUCCCAUGGGUACGUCCCAUUUAGUCCGGGAUGCUGGCCUGGACGGGCCAUUGAUCUGAUCCAACAGCCUCUUUUUAUGUUCUUGCCAAUUUACGCUCACUUUUGGAUAUUGCAUGUGUUUGGUUGACCUUGCUCCCAAAUAAUCAGGAAUAUCCAAGUUGGAUUUAUUUUGACAACUGUCAAAAAUGCAACGCACCUAGUUUCAGCAACACACCUAGUUUCAGCUCUCAUUUUUACAAAGUAAAAUGAUUGGUGGGUUGUUUUUUUUAAAUAAAAUUUUCAUUUUUAACAGCAUUAUUUAUAUUUAAAUCAUUUUGAAAUUUCACACAUCUGACAUUACUUGAAUCUUUGGACUCUCCCCGGUUUCAAAUAUUUGUCUAUUCUUUCUACUGCAUCUAAUUACAUUUUCCAAAUUCAUUUUAUAUCCACUUUUUAUCUUUAACCUUAUAACAUUAUAAAUGUUAUAACAAUCCUGCUAAUGUUUUUAAAUAUCUACAGUGAUCUUUAAGGUACUCUAUAAUUUCCCCCCAUUCUUUACUAAUUUUCUUCUCAUCUUGGUGUCUGAUCUUCAUGGUCAUUUUUGCCGUUUCGGCAUAGUGUACAUCAUCCAGGUUAUCCAUUCUUCUAUGAUUGGGACUUUCUUUUCCUUCCAUCUCUGGGAAAAAAGCAUUCUUGCGGCUGUUGCUGCAUGCAUAAACAGUCUUUUCAAAUCCUUUGGUAUUUCAUCACCUCUUGUUCCUAAUAAGAAAACUUCUGGCUUUUUGACAAAGGUUAUCUUAAACAUUUUUUCAAUUCAUUAUAUAUCAUUUCCCAGAAUUAUUUUGUUAUUUUGCAUGUCCACCACAUGUGGUACAAUGUGCCUUCUUUUUCCUUACACUUCCAAUGUAAGUUGGAAGUGUUUUUAUACAUUUUUGCUAAUCUUACAGGAGUCAAAUACCAACGAUACAUCAUUUUCAUAUAGUUCUCUUUCAAUGUACAACAAUCCGUAAAUUUUUAAUCCUCCUUCCACAACUUUUCCCAUGAGUAAAGUUGUAUAUUAUACUCAGUAUUUGAUAUUGGGCCCCAAUAUGACUGUGAUUGUAAGUCCAAACUUACAUGACACUCAGUGGGUGAACCAACAGACUUAGAAAUAAUAGGCAAGAAUUAUUAUUUAUACUGCUUAACGCCAAAAUAGCCUUCUAAGCAGUUUACAAGUGUCAAAACCAAUGUCACACAAGCAUUAAAAUAUAAACAACUAUAAUUAGGGUGCACAAUUAAUAGAAUUGUUUAAAACUUUUAAAAGAUAAACACCCAUAAUUAAAAUAUGCAGUAAUAGGAUACUUGAGUCCAUAGAGAAUAUUGAAGAAGCGAGAGAUGUCAAAUGGUAGCAUUUGAGUAACAAAAUAAAGAAGCAAGCCACACCUUGAGGCCCCUUGUCUGUCCGAGCAGAAGGGAUGGGUUCUGUCUACUAAUCCGUAAUAUACGGCCUUUUCUAUUUUGAACUCUUGUGAUCCCUCUGGAGUGAAAAUUUUUAAGGAUUAGCUGGGGGGCCUGGAGCUUCAGUUGAAUAUUCAUGAGGCAGGGCCUUCUCUCCCUCCUCUUCCCACCUCCUGCUGUAGCUGAAUCUCGUCUCUUUAUUCAGCUGAGCCGAGAGUCUCUGCAGUGCAUUAGGAGAGCUGGCAAAACAUUCUGUAUCAGCAGGACAAGGGGAGAGCGAGGCAUCAGCAUUAUCCUUUGGAACUUUGUCCUGUCUCCAUUUGUUAUUGAAAAGUAUAAAUGCAGAAUAAGCUGCUGGAAAGGCAAAGUCAGAAAAAAGAAAGUGUCACUCUUUGGGGGCUGCUUCAGACAAGGGCAGUUUUCCUAAAUAGAUGUCUCUUCCAUGUGGACCAUGAAAUGGCUUGGCAUGUAGUAGGAAGCCCUGGCUGGUGAUGGGGGCACACCAUGUAUGGUGUGGGGAAACAGGCACCUCUGCAUUCAUCACAUGUGCUUUAUCCAACACACCUCCAUCCUCCUACCAGUUGUGACAUGUUUGCUCCAAGGAACGCUGUCUUAUCCACUUGCCUGAUCAUGGAAUGAAACAUCACUCAGGAAUGUCAAUUGUCACAUCUUAGCAUUUCAGGAGAGGAGAGCACAACAGAGCGCUGUCUGCAGUGUAUUUAGAUUAGGAUGAGAGCCAAAUCAAGGACCUGGAGACUUAAAUGAGUCACAGGCUAGAUAUUGGGUGGGUGGGUGUUUUGGUCAGAAAAGGCAGGCUGUUGGAGGAAGAUCUAAGAGGAGUUUUGGUGUUAACGAUAACGGGGAAGGGUGAGUAAAGAUUCAGAAAGUCCGAGUGGAGCAUCUUUAGUUAAAGGGCCUGAAAAUGCAGAGAAAUACCUUCAUGGCCUAGGAAUGGCUAAAAGAGCAGGCAGGAGGAGAAGGUGAAAACUGUGACUGAUGAGGCAGCUGCUGUGGGGGGGGGGGGAGGGGGGAGAGAAGGUCCUUCCUGUUUGCAUCUCUUGGCAAUGGGAGACGGGGCUGCAGAUGGGAGUAUCUCAGCCAGCGUGUUGCUGAAUAGAUGGUUGUAGAGGUCAAACACUGGAAUCAGCUGGGGUGACUCAACAACAGCACACUUACGCAGUGCUAGCUGUGACACCCCCACAUCCACUGCUGUCUCCUGGCACUGAAAAGGAAGGGUGGGGAGCCUGCCCCCUCCAACAAGCAAUCUGCCUCAUCUGUUGUUUCUGCUUCCGAACGUUGCAGGUGUAUUCACAUGUAAUGGUGAGCCAAAUCAUGGUUAAGUGCAAAGGUUUGGGCUCCUAGGGUGAAGUUCGUGGCCACUGCACUCCUUGGGAGUAAGUAAUGGUUUGGCAUAGUGUGUUGUUUGAACCCAGGCUCAUGGUUUGUCUGGUGUGAGACAAAUCACAAGCCUGGGUUUGUACUUCAGCUAAACCCAGCAGUCACUUCACCCUAGGUCAGCAGCAGGGUUGCGAGAGGUGUGCUGUGGCCGCAGUAGUUCAUGGAAAGCCAUGGUUUGGCUUUGCGUUACAUGUGAACCAGGCCAAAGUGUGUUUCUCAUGACUCCCUGAGAUGCCUCAUUAGGUGGCUUUCCACUCUGAAGGUUGUUCCCAUUACAACUGAACAGAUCACAGAAGAUGUUGUCUUCCUGUCUGGUAGAUCAGAUUUUCAGUUAUUUCCCCCUUCCCCUCAGGCACAGUCCACCAUGCCUCCCUACCUGUAGUUCACUUUGGGUGCAAUCAGAUCAUAUCCCACAGGAUCCUGAGGGGAAGGGAAGUUGAUACAAUUGACGGGUUAGGGCCAGUAAAUGGUUUGUGGAGUAAGAGGCAGCUGUGUUUCCUGCACAUUCAUGAAGUCUGUUGGCACUCGUUUUAGCCCCCACACUCUUCCCAAAGAGACAUAAUGCUGACUGGCAGCUCAUCACCAGCUUGCCGGUCUACCAACGGCAUUCAGUUCCUGUUGCUCUCUGCUUGCCAUCCCCAAAUCUGACAAGCCACUGUACAUUCAGGAUAGCGCAAAGAGCAAGAGCUGGGGCACAGCAUGCUCUCCCUGCUUCUCCAGAGCUGAUGCCAAGUUGAGGGCCCUCCUUGAUAGCUCCUCCUCACCGGUCCAGAGGGAGCAGGCAGGUGCUUCUCCUCUUCGCUUCCAUCGUCAUGGCCGCAGUUCACUCAAGAGAGCCAGCAGGUGUGCAGGCCGUGACAGUCACUGUUGCUGCUUGUUCACCUGUGGUGAACGUUUGGUUAAGACUGCGGAGAUCUUCUUUUUAGCCUAUAAGUAUCUUGUUUUGGCUUGUAGUCUGCUGUGUAUAGCCAACAAAUUUCUGUAACGUUGCACAAGCGGCAUCUUUAUUAAAUAGCUACGCUGUAGAGCUGCCUUCUACUUAAUCAUGCUGUUAGUCCAGCUAACCCAGUGCUGCCAUCUUUGACAGCAGGGCCUCAGGCUGAGGUGUCUUCCCCAGCUCUGACACCUGAGAACCUUCAACAGGGGAUACUGAGUUGAACCAGGGACUGUCUGCAUUCAGGGCAUGUGUUCAACCACUGAGCUGUGGCCCCUCUCUUAGGGUUACGAUACAGGGAAGUAUAUUGCUAAAAUGUGAUCAUUUAAGCUUGUAGAGUUUGCAUGCCUUUGUUAGGAGUACGGAAGCUUUGCAGGUUCACAUUCUGUCUGUUAGAUACUUUUGGACGUGUAUCUACAUAUGAUGCAAAUCAUAUGCAAAUUUAAUGCAAAUAUAUGCUCUCUUACUUUCAGUGGGUUGGAGGGACCAAUCUGCAUACAGUGUACAGGGCCAGAAAUCCUAUGGGCAUCUUGCAUAGGAUGCCCUAUUCUAUUCUGGUGGUGGUUAUCCUGUUUCAUGGGGCAUUCCAAUAGGUCCCUUCCUGGGAGAUAUUCACAUUGGAAAGUGGGCAUUCUAAUUCACCUAGUAGCUGUUCCUUCUUCUUUACAGCUGGAGGACAUAAUCCCAAUUAUGUACUUUGGCGCAGGGAGCUGUGCAAAACUUUGGCAGUUGUGGGAAUAAGUUCUUUCAACAAACCUUACCACCUCCAAGAGUACUUCCUGGUUUUUAUCCUCUGUAGCCUGAAGAAUCUUCUUUCAAACUGGCUUCAAUCAAAACUGCAAUCCUAUAUGCAUUUACCUGGGAGUAAGCCUCAUGGAGGGAUGCGGUUGGCGCUGCGGUCUAAACCACAGAGCCUAGGGCUUGCCGAUCGGAAGGUUGGCAGUUCAGAUCCCUGCAAUGGGGUGAGCUCCCGUUGCUCGGGUCCCAGCUCCUGCCAACCUAGCAGUUCGAAAGCACGUCAAAGUGCAAGUAGAUAAAUAGGUACCGCUCCGGUGAGAAGGUAAAUGGCGUUUGCUCUGGUUUGCCAGAAUCUGCUUAGUCAUGCUGGCCACAUGACCCGGAAAAACUGUCUGCGGACAAACGCCGGCUCCCUCAGCCAGUAAAGCGAGAUGAGCGCCGCAACCCCAGAGUUGUUUGUGACUGGACUUAACUGUCAGGGGUCCUUUACCUUUACCUUAAGCCUCAUGGAGCGCAGUGGGAAUUAUGUCUGAGUUGACUUAGGUGUGUUCUAAGAGUGCCUCCCUUGAAAACACCUCACAUGAACCUGCGGCAGCUCUGUGGCAUGAGAAUUGCGGCACUGUGCUAGAGUAGUUCUGGCUUACCUAAGGGACCAUGUGGAACCGGCAGUUUUGCAGGUACCACAGAAUACUGAUUCUGCACUUGUAAGAAACCUCUCUUUCAGCAUCUACACGUUGGAACUCGCUAUCUAGGGACAGUGGGCAGGAGCCUUCGCUAGGCUCUUUUCAGAAGCUGCUUAAAACAUUUUUGUUUUGACAAGUCUAUCCACACAUGCAGAAGCUACAUGUCUUCUGUUUCAUUUUAGCUGCUGUUGAUUUUAAUCAAUUUUUGAAUAUUUUAAAAUACCUAUUUCUAACAAGUUUUAUCAAUAAUUUUAUUUUUUUAAAUAGUUCAGUAAACCACAUAGAGGUUUCCUUAAAUUCAGACAUUAUAAAUGUUUUGUUACAUUCAGAAUAAAUGUUACAUCUUUAUAAGGGUGAAUUUUCACCAGGUUUAGGGCAGUUUGUAACCUUCAGAUGACAUGAGCAGGCUGUGCAAUUGUUCUAGUUCCAGCCUUAAAAGAUCCUUUACCUGUAGCAGCUGCUUGCCCUGAGCCUGACAGCUUUACAAACAAGAUAAACAUUUAAAAGCAUGGUAUGUGUUCAAAAUAAACCCUUUGACCUAAUUAGCAGUUAGCAGAGGUGCAUCCACCAUCUCUGGUCAUCCAUAGUAACUUCAGUCCUUGAAGCAGAACACUGAAAAUGUAAUAGUGCUUAUUUUUGUCUGGAGAUUGCUGUGUCCCCCCCCCCCCCCCGUUCCUGGCAGGGUUUAUGUGUGCAGCAGAUCAGAACAACUAGUGCACCUUAUCUUUAAAAUCCCAUGUUUUGGGCCCCUUAAAGAGCAAGUGAAUAAAUGCAGCAGGUAGUGAUGGUUUCUUUGGAGCUGUUACAAUCUGCCAUGUACAAUGAAUCCAUCUUAGUUUGUGGAUUAUCGGUCCGGUAGACUGUAACAGCUCUGUCAGCUCCUUCUGGUAUGGUAUGUCCAAAGGCAAACUAAUGUAGCUUAUGUGUGGUUUUAUUUCUGCUCAGAAUAUUCCCAAGAAUUUGUUCCAUGCAAUAUGCAAUAGAAAUCUUGGCUGCUUCCUAUUCUACUUCUGAAAAAACAGCUGAAGAGGUUCCAAGGAUUUGUGGAAGAAAUUAUACAUACUUGCUAUAGCUACAUCUAUUUAAUAUACAGUGGUACCUCGGGUUACAAAUGCUUUGGGUUACAAAUACUUAGGGUUACAAACUCCGCUAACCUGGAAGUAGUACCUCGGUUUGAGAACUUUGCCCCAGGAUGAGAACGGAAAUCGCGCAGCUGCACGGCGACAGCGGGAGAUCCCAUUAGCAAAAGCGCGCCUCAGGUUAAGAACAGUUUCGGGUUAAGAGUAGACCUCCAGAUCGAAUUAAGUGCAUAACCUGAGGUACCACUGUACUAAAAAAGGUCUGCCACUCCAGAUUCCCCACCCCCUGCUGCCAUUGGUUGGAACUGCUCUGACAUAAUGGAGUGUUAAUGGUGAGAGAAAACACCCUAAUGGCUUGAGUGCUGCGGCCAGAUUGCUGGCUGGGGCUGGUCAUCAGACGUGAUCCAAAGUGCUGGUUAUAACCCAUAAAGCCCCACAUGGCUUAGGUCGAAGCUAUCUGAAAGAUUGUAUCCCCUCAUAGGGACCUGCCUGGGUUUUGAGAACCUUGAGGCUUUCUCUCGGUCCCACCACCCCCACAGGCACGCUUGGUAGGGGCACAGGAGGAGACCUUCUCAGUGGCUACUCCCAGAAUUUGGAAGUCUCUCGCUGGAGAAGUUAGACUGGCUCCCUCCUUGUCCUUCUGCCGGCAGCUGAAGACCUCCUUGUUCCAACAGGGUUUGGGGAACUGAUGGUUUUUAAUGAAAGGGAUGGUUCUUUCCUGUUCUUAUUGCAAUGUUCCAAACAGAUUUUAUAUAAGCAUAUAGUUUAAAUUCUAUUCAUGUUUAAUUGUUUUCAAUGUUUUUUUCCCUAUGAUUUUAGCGGUUCUAGUUUUAUCUGUAUAAAAGCUGCCUUGAGUCCUGUCAGGGAAAAAGGUGGGGUAGUAGUAGUAAUAGUAGUAGUAGUAGCUAUAGCAAGUAUGUAUGUAUUAGCUAGAGCUGGCUAUAUGGGCCUUUCUAGGGUUGUCACACAUGCUUUAUGUCCUCUGCUUCCUUCUCUUGCAGAAAUCAGUCUUAAAGGGCAGAGACAACUUUUGAUUUUAAAAAGUAUAUGUCCUUGGAUGUUGGGCAAUUGUGGGCCUGGAGAUGGUGUUAGGAUAGACUAGGGAAAGCCUAACUGGGCAGAGCCUGGCAUCCCAGAAGACCAUGACUUAGGCAGGAUGGAACCUGGUGGUGGAACCCCAUGGGCCCAUUUUGAUCAGGCUAGCUCAGAAGUCUUCUGGCUUUUCCGAUCCCAAUGUAUCCUGUGGGAGAUUCUUCUGCCGCCGCGUCUUCCAAGUCAUCAGGUAUAGGGCAGUAUAUAUAUUUAAUUAACAACAACAACCUGGACAGAAAGGGAGGUGGAGAAAGAAGAUACCACAGGAGAUUGUCAAAAGAAGAAGGCAAAUGUGCAUUAAUAGUCUAACUAGGGUGGGGCAAAUAAGCACGUGUGUGUGAAAUAGGCAUAUAAAGAUAAUUGGUUGUCUGUCUUUUGCUGUUGAUAGUACAGGAGAUUUUACUGUAUAUGGGCUGGUUGUUUUUAAUUGAAUCAUUAUGGCUGGUUGCUGAAAGCAACAAUAACCUUCGUUUUUUUCCAAAAGCUGAUAAAAUAAAAUGAUUUUUUUUCUGUUCCCAGUUUGACAUAAUUCAACAUGUUUUUAAGGUGAUAGAUUAAAGAAAAAAGCCAGUUAUCAGAGCCUUGCUCAUAGGCUUAUAAACCUUCUUCUCACAUGCCAGCUCAUGCAUUCAGCCAGGACAUGGAGGGGAGCAGCAUCACAAGGCCAUGGCCCUAAUCUCCUCAUGGAGAACUCUUUCUUGCAUUCCUGGCAACAUGUGGAGGUCAGUGGCGGGACAGGCAGCCUCAGCCCUCCUCCCCUCCUUGCGUUGACAGGACGUGGGGGCUCUGGAUGGUGUGCCCAGGCCUACUGAGGCAGCGCUGUGGCUUCUCCUUGACUUUGUCGGUCAGCCACAACAUGAAGGGGCAUUCAUAUAUGUGCCUCUUCGUAUACAGGGAAAGGAGAGGUGGGAGCUGUUCUUUGCAUGGGAAGCAACAUUUGAGGAAAGGGAAGGUAAAGGCCCUUUGUGCCUUGGCUCCCUGCGCUCUCCCUCAGCCCUGCUCCAGUAGCAACGCUGAGCUAGGCUGUGAGAAAACUCUGAGAAACAAUAAAGUACUGUGAGGUAAGAUGCAGGGGGAGAGGCUUUUGCGUCCCUCUCCCAUGCACGCUUUACCAUGUGCAGCUCUGCCUCCACAGUCUGAGGCAGCAGUGCUGCAGAGCAUCAGUUGCUGGAAGCCCGGGGGGCUGGAGAGGCCUCUUGCUUUCAGGUCCUGCUUUUGGGUUUCCCACUGGAGCGCCUGGUUGGCCACUGUGAGAACAGGAUGCUGGCUAGAGGAGCCGUUGACUUGAUCCAGCAGACUCCUCUUGUCUUCAUUGCAUCCUCUGCUUUAUAUGUGAAUAUGACAGGCAUGCGGAUAAUAUAAACGUAGCUGCUCUGUUCCAAAUACUGUAUUUCACCACGUAAUGGUUGCAUUUUUAAUGCUGAUUUUUCUUUUCAGAAAAAGGGCGGUGCAACUAUUAUGCAGUAAAUGCAUAGUUUAGCCUAGGUCUCUAACCCUGCCCCGUGAGCCCCACUCGGAAAAAUGGGGCUUGCUGCACAGGCCCAGCCUCAGGCAUGCGCCCCUCUGCCGCUCACUCCCCGCGCAGGCAGUUACUGGGCGCUGGGCACAUCCAUGAGCCCCAGCUGCCCACCUCCGGGCAAGACCUUGCUGCUGCUGCUGCAUUUCUCCUCCAUCGCCAGCUGUCUGGCAAGGCCUCCUCAGCCGCUGCCACCUUUGCUUCCCGCGCAGGGCUGCCUCAUCCUCCAUGGGCUGAGGGCCGGCUCUGCCAAGAGGCAUGUCCCACAGGCAGGCCUGGGAAAUGGCUGCACCAGAACCAUUUCAUGUACAAAAGCGGGGGAAAGCUGUUGAGCACAACAAAACACUCCAGAGCAAAACAAAAUGUCCCACUGGCAAGGCAUUUACACCCCAGCGACUAUCAUGUGGUGAACGCUCUGGGGACUGAUUUUAGGGUCCAAAAAAAGAGGGGAUGCGACUAUUAUGCGGUGGUGACCAUUACAUGGUGAAAUAUGUUAGUUUGGCCUCAAACCUCCAGACAAACACAGCAGUCAUUCACUGAAUACAGACAGCAGUGGAGGGAAAAGUGUGAGUGAGGUGUGUGGCUAUCUAUAACUUUUUUGCACAACAGCUUCUGAGCUGACUCACGGUAGAGUAGCAGAGACAGUCUAUCUGGCAGCAAGAACGGCGGAAACUGACUCAUUUUUAUGCUCAGAGACUUGAGUCCCACUAACACCAGCUGUGACACAACCGUGUUGGAGUAUGUAGGUGUGGAAAUAUGGCAUCACCCAUCAUAUCAACUCCACUCAAAGGAGUGGGUGACAUACAUAGAAACUUGUGUUUUGUUGGAAUUAUGGGGUUAACCAUAACCUCUUGGGACUCCUUAUCUUUGGGUCCAGUACACUUCCAAGUACCAGGCCCCUUCAGAGUAUCACGCAGCUUCCAAGCUAGUUCCAGGUCUAGCAUGGAGCGUAGCAAUAAAUUGCAGGAAACAUUCAAAUACAGACAGAAUUCUUUACUGUUGUUCUUUAAGCAUAACAGUUACAACAGGAUACAACCAUCUAUCCUCCCUGAUAGAGGUUUAGUUUAAACUGUUCCAUCUAGCCCUAAAGCUGCCAGACCUGCUCUCACAUCUUCACACCACAAGAGCAGCGUUCAGACUAAACAUCUCUCUGUGUCCAGCACUCAAACAGAUAUGUAGGAACAUUCUUUAGAGUGACCUUGCACCUGUUGUAAACAAACCAGCUUCAAGCGGCUUUUGGAAACCCUUGUUUCUGGGAAUGAAUGACUCUCACCCCCAACAUCACCUGCGCUUUCUACCAAACUCGAUAAUGAAGUGCAGCCCAGUUGCAACCCUAGUCAACUAGACCCCAGUUGCCAAAUUUGUGUGCAAAAGCAUCUACAAAGAAUCUCAAGGGUGCAGUCCUGGGAGUAAGUGCCAUGUGGACUUGCUUCUGAGUAAACAUGCAUAGAAUCAGCACUGUAAGAUUGCUGCAGUUCUGCUCUCUAGGUGUAUUCUUAAAGCGGGGGGAGGAACUAUUACUUUACUUCUUUCCUUUUUUUAGUAUACUUUUAAAAUCAUUCAGCUUCUGGAGUCUGGUAUUUGCAACAACCCCUUUGAGAGCCAGUGUGGUGUAGUGGUUAAGAGUGGUAGUCUCGUUCGCGUCCCCACUCCUCCACAUGCAGCUGCUGGGUGACCUUGGGCUAGUCACACUUCUUUGAAGUCUCAGCCCCACUCACCUCACAGAGUGUUUGUUGUGGGGGAGGAAGGGAAAGGAGAUUGUUAGCCGCUUGGAGACUCCUUAAAGGGAGUGAAAGGCGGGAUAUCAAAUCCAAACUCCUCUUCUUCUUCUUCUUCUUCUUCUUCUUCUUCUUCUUCUUCUAGUAAUUUAAGAUGAAACCUACAAUUGUUGUGAGGGAAGCAAAAUGGGGGCGGGGAGCUGCAGAAAUUUGUAUAAAUAAACUUUCCGCAUCUAGGCCCUCUGUAAGUUUUUUCUCUAAACUGUGACAUCCUAGCAGUCCAGGUAGGGUCUACUGAAGGACACAGGGCUGCUGUAUAUAGUUUAAUAUCACUUGGUGUGAGGUGUGAGACAUUUCAUGUGAUGAGGAGCCAGGAAACAGGCCAUGUUUUGAGCAGUCAUUCUGUGAUGAACAGUAGACUGACCUUCAGCUUACUGGUGACUCUGAUCAGACUCCUUCCCUCUGCUUCUCUCUGUCCACCCUUCCUUUAUGCACUCAACUCUCCAUAUGGCCUCUUUUGUACCCCAUCCCAUCCACCACAGCCAUCAUUCGGCUCCUUUCCGCUGUCUCCAGCUUCCUUUGAGGCAAAACACUCUUGGAUGGAAAGGUAACCAGUAACCUUUGUUUAACCUAUAUUUUGUCCUUCAUUCAAGUUCCAGUGUCUUUGAUUCGGUUUCUGCAGCACUAUUUGUGGGACAAAUCAAAAAUUUGCCUGCUUUACUGUGGGAUCUCUGCCUUAUUUGGGGGGCGCAGUAGCUGCCUUAACAUGGAAUAUUGAGUGAUGCUCCUCCUCUUGAGUUUGAGAUUAUGAUACUGAUUUGAAAAAAAGAACACACAAUCUUACUCCCCCCCCAAAAAAAAGAUCAUGGUGAGGAGAUAGCCUGGUUUGCUCCUGGGUAUUUAAACAAAGGUUUGAUUUGCAGAAGUCAUCAGGUAAAGCUUUUCAUAGCAUGGCAGUAAACAUUAUCACCUACUAACGUCUGGAUACCAAGCUGCUGUGAAACAGACAACUACAGGACUUGCAUGCUUCAAAAGUUGGCAACCCUUGAGAGUGAGGCCCCUGUGAAUAAUAAAAACAGGGAAUUGGCCCUUUGCACACUGCAGAUAAGUAGCAAAUGCUUCAUACAAGCAUUUCCUCCCCCUUCCAUGAUUGCUGCCAUAAUUAUCAUUUUCUUCUGUGUUCCAAUUUCCAGGGACAGAUCCAUGGAUUUGUUGAUGACUUUCACGUGGAUUAUAAUUUAGCCUGUGGCGAUCUGCUGUGGUCCGUAGAAGAACAGACCAUCCACCUUUCUGCUGCUUUUCUGUUCAAGCUGAAAUCCUAAGGUAGAUUAUUACUAUGAUCAAAGACUCAUUAAAUAAGGCACUGGACUAAUUUCAGACGUGUGGUCUACUGGAGGACAGCUUUCACUUCACAAGUUUACACCACUGAUUAUUCUGUGAUCAAAACCCCUUGGCUUGUGUGGAUUCACACAUCCAGUGGGCAGAACCAGAGGUUGGUGGAUGCAGAAAGAUCCAACAGCUUGGAAAAGUUUAUUCUGAGAGAGAUCCGUGAUCGUAUAGCAGAAGUUUUGUCUUUAAUAUGCAGUGUUGGGGCCUCUGAUGAGCCCCACAGGGUAUGCAAUACUCUUUACAUUAUCACCAUCACCAUCAUCAAUAUUACUAUUAUUAAUUUUACCACUCUGGGCAGCUCACAGCAUACACCAGAACACACUAAAACAUCAAACAUUAAAAACUUCCCGAUACAGGGCUGCCUUUUGAUGUCUUUUAAAACUCAGGUAGUUGUUUAUUUCCUUGCCAUCUGAUGGGAGGUUCCUUGUAAUCUUGGUUUUUGCAGUGAGGGAACCACCAGAAGACCCUUGGAGGAGGACCUUAGUGUCUAGGCUGGAGCGGUGGGGGUGGAGAUGGUUCUUCAGGUAUACUGGGCUGAGGCCUUUUAGGGCUUUAAAGGUCAGCACCAACACUUUGAAUUGUGCUCAGAAACGCACUGGUUGUCAAUGAAGAUCCUUUAGGACUGGUGUUAUACGGUUCCAGCGGCCGCUCCCAGUCACAUGAAGGGGAUAACACACAAGCGCUAACCAACCCUGCCCCUAGAUGUCAGCAUGGUGGUCUGCAAAGAAAAAUCCUGUCCACAAACAGCUAUUCCAUGUGUAGGCUUCUUCUUUGCAGAUGACCACAUGAACAUGCAUAUGUUUAAAUAAGGGCGAGGCAGCAGGCUUGCUACCAGGGCCAGGAGUGCCACCCUGCUCCUUAGUAUUGCAUGAUGCUCCAUUCACACAAGCAGUGAAUGAAGGGGGACUGGGCUGCAUCCUGUAAAUAGUCGAAGGCAGUUAGCAAGGCCAUGUGGAGUCAGCGUUCUUUGAGUGAAUUAAUGAUGGAGAGCUCAGAAUCAGGUUGUGGUGGCUAUACUGAAUUAAUACAGAGUAUUAUGUGUGUAGCAUUAAUUGACUACAGGUACAGCCCAAUGCAUACUUACCUGUGUGUGUGUGUGUGUGUGUGUGUGUGUGUGCGCGCGCGCACGCGCAUGCAUACAAAAUAAACACACCAAUGAUUGCUUUGUAAGGCUGCAAUGUUCACUAACUUAAGGUAAGUCGUGUUGAAAUUCGGUGGGAAUUAUUUUUGUGUAGGCACACACAGAAUCCAGCUGCAACAGUUGCUCCACCUGGCAUGGUCACCAUCACUUCUAAUGCCAUUUGGAUAAAAAUCAUGACAAACUCAAUCUCUGGGCUGCGGGAAGAAGGUGCCACUUAAUCCAUAUGACUGUGGAGAAAAAUCUGAAAAAUUAUUUCCCUCUUCAUUUCAUUCUUCACCCUCCAAAUUGCUAACAACAUAGAAGAUUUGGAGAGAGGUUUCUGUGGGAAGGAGGGAGAGCAAAAAUCUCCAAAAGUUAUCCAAAAUAUUGCAGGUAAUUUUUAUGAUAACUACAGACUUUGUACAAUCCAGCUGCAAAAUUUGAGGGUUGGGCCUUCAGAAUUUUUAAAGUAUAGAGUUCAUAGGCAAUUUUUUUUUAAACUUUAGUUUUUUUGCCUGAGGUGUGAAUGGAACUUGGGAAGCUUAAUAAGAAUCCCUUCCUCUGGCCAGUUUGUGCAAUGAUAUAUUGAGCUCAUAGAGGGAACUCUCAAAAAUUGUCUUAUGCCAACGGAAGUGGCUGGAUUCCAUUUUUCUGGUAGCUCUGAUAACAGAUGGAUUUUCUCCCGGCUUCAGCUGUUCUCCCCGUGCUUCCUUUUCCCUUGAAUUCCAGCUCAUGGCCUAGCAUGUUGUCAUGAGGACUCCAAGCCAAGCACACCCUCAGGCAGCCCCUCUCAAGUCUUCUGUGACCAAAUGUGUGUUUCUCUCGCCAUGAUGUGUGGGUGUGUUUUAAUCCUUCUCUAAAUGCAGAGAGCAAUACUUGAUCGGCAAGGAGCUGCCUGUGUGGGACACUGGUCAUCGUUUUGUUGUUUGUUGUUAGAGGUGUUGCUAAGGUCUUAAAAGAUCCAGGGCGCAGGCCCAUACACACAGAUAUGUGUAACAUUUGCAUAGGCUACUCUGUAAGUAUAGGUGCACAUUUAAAUAAAUUAUGCUGCUCCUUAAUUAAUUCUCCCGGUGUAAUAUCCUACUGAGUAUCUCAGAUCAUACUGGUAGCAUCUGGCUUGGCAGCAUCUCUGUGCUGGAACCACUGGCUGUCUUGGACUGUCUUGAGAAGAUGGGGGAGAGAAGGCAGAAGAGAGAAAAGGGAUGAUUUCAGUCAAGUCAGUUCCCAACAGGACACUGUAGACACCCUGUUCUGGGCUCGUUCCCUAUCCAUUGUUGCCAUUCUCAAGGCCUCUCCUGAUAUCUGUAGGUUUCAAUCUGACCCAUGAUCUGUGGACUAGAAAAAUGCUGAGAAGUGUUGACUUAUCCCUGUGCCUUCACCAUAGAAGCUGUCGCUGUUACAACUAGCCAGGCUAAUAGCUGUUCCUAGUUGUAACUCUAGGACAUGGAGAGGGGCACAGAGGAGUGCUAGUAAUACUCAUCAGGAAGGUAGAAGAAAGCUCCAAGCUAAGCACAAAAAAAUCACUGACCAUCAGUAGCUGUCGCUGUGUCUUGGCUGUGAGAUCAGCUUUAAGAGAGCAGCUCUGGUUCACUCUUCAGUUAGAAAAAUAGAGGAAAAAUCCAAACAAACCUCAGCCACCAGUCAUUUGUUAAGAGCAAGAGCAGAGGGCGCCAGCAGCACCAGCAAUUGGCAUAGACAAGCGGUGGGCGAGUUAGCUGCAUGGAGGAAGCAUCUGUAGAAGCCAGCUUGCCAAGUCACCAUUAUCUGCAUGAUCACAGGACCCACACAGGUGCCAAGCAGCCUCAGAGGUUUGCUCAAAUCCUCCCUCUCCCGCCUCACAACCUGUUUUAUGGCCUUCUGAGUGUCUGAUGGGUAGAAGGAACAGUGUGGGUGGGAGGAGACAUACGCCUGUCAUUUGUCCACAGGGCAAAUGAAAUCUAUGAAGUGGCCAUUUUAAUUUUCAUUAUCUCGGUAGCCACUCUGCCUUUGGACACCAGUUCUCCAAGUGGCUAGAGAGAUAAAAUGUUAAGAGAGUUUCUGCAAAUAGACUUAAAUAGGAUGUGCUUGCAUAAUUAAAUCGGUAACAAGCCUGAGCAUCUAGGAGUGGGUCCCUUGCAUCAAAAGGUAUGUCACUUGCAACUUUUGCUCAGUGUAUUCCUACUUAAGAUAGAGCCCAUGAAAGGCUCCCUGCUGUCCUGAGAGCAGCUAGGACUGAACCACUGUUGUCAUGGGCAUGUAAGGUAAAGGUAAAGGGACCCCUGACCAUUAGGUCCAGUCGUGACCGACUCUGGGGUUGCGGCGCUCACCUAUCUUUACUGGCCAAGGGAGCCAGCGUACAGCUUCCGGGUCAUGUUGCAUGACUAAGCCACUUCUGGCAAACCAGAGCAGCACACGGAAACACCAUUUACCUUCCCGCCGAAGCGGUACCUAUUUAUCUACUUGCACUUUGACGUGCUUUCGAACUGCUAGGUUGGCAGGAGCCUGGACUGAACAACGGGAGCUCACCCCAUCGCGGGGAUUCGAACCGUCGACCUUCUGAUCGGCAAGUCCUAGGCUCUGUGGUUUAACCCACAGCGCCACUAAUUGCACAUCUGGCUCCCAAUUCAAAGUCCAGGCAGGAGAAGAAAUUAAUGCAAGUCUGAAUAAGGGUUGCACAGCCUCCCCCCCCCCCAAUGGAUCCAGUACUACUCUCAAACCUACUUUUAUGACUGUUGCUUUUGUUUCAAGAGUGGAAACACCCAGAUAUUUGUAGCUCCAUAUUUGGACUGCUGUUUUGUAUGCAAUGAGCUUGUACCCGUCAGUGCAAGAGUACUGUUUUAUGCUUUUUUGGAUCACACUUCUGUUUGUUUUGCCUUUCUAAGUGGGGUGUAUUGCAAACAGACAGCUGCUUUAUACUGGGUCAGGCCAUAGGUCCAGCUAGCUCAGUAUUGGCUACAUGAAGUCUGGCUAACCUUUGACCCUCCAGGUGUUGUAGACUACAACUCCCAUUAUCGCUGACUCUGGAGCUGUGGGAGCUGGAGUCCAAGAACAUCAGAUGAGCCAAACCUGGACUACACUGACUAGUAGCAUCUCUUUCCCAGCCCUGUCUGGAGCUGCCAGGAAUUAAUAUUGGGGUCCUUUUGGUGCAAAUCAUGUGCUCUUUGACUGAACCUUUCCCCUUUGGAUUUUUUUAGUUUUUAUUUUAUACUGUGGGUUUUUUUUAGUGUUGUAAGCCAUCUGGGAUAGCUUAGGAGAAAGAUGAGAUAUAAAUAUAUUAAAUAAAUUAGGUCCAUUAAUUUCAAUGAGUCCUUUGAGUAAAAUGUUGUUGUAUACCAUGCAUAGGAAGGCAUCCGUAAGCUACCUGUAGAAGUGGCACAUUCCCAUCCAGGAUACCUUCAGGUCCAGUGGUUUGGCAGUGGUUGUAGUCUUCCAUAUGGUUGUGUUCAUGGGCGUGAUGAGGACAGAGCUGACUUUAUCACGAGGGGAGGGCCUGAGUGAAAAACAACACGGUGCAAUUGUUUCAGCAGACACCUAACUCUUCGCUAAUUCACUCUUCCCUUUUUAACUUUCAGAGGCACCUGUUGUAUAUGA